Aspergillus aculeatus ATCC 16872 is the source of this 525-nucleotide messenger RNA. Its product is annotated as MARVEL domain-containing protein. Bases 1 to 525 code for a protein of 174 amino acids. The transcript is spliced from 3 exons. Lineage: Eukaryota; Fungi; Ascomycota; Eurotiomycetes; Eurotiales; Aspergillaceae. Gene Ontology annotation, biological process: protein localization to plasma membrane; eisosome assembly. Gene Ontology annotation, cellular component: eisosome; plasma membrane. The record is from RefSeq and is a predicted model, not a curated record.
AUGGUCGGAAAGGCUAUCCCGCUCGGCCUCAGGCUCUGGGAGUUCCUUUGGACUCUCCUCAUCAUGGCCUUGAUCGGUAACAUGAUCGCCGAAGCAUUCGCAGGCAACCCUGCCACCGUCAACUAUGCCAUGUUCGUUUCGGCAUUCUCGAUGUUCACCCUCUUCUACACUAUCCCCGCAACGCUUAACCCCGACUGGGCCAUCCACCCUAUCUUUCUGAUCGUUAUCGAUACCCUCAAUGCGAUCUUCUUCUUGACCGCUGGUAUUGCUCUGGCCGCCAGGCUGGAAGCCCACAGCUGCGGCAACGACAGCUACACUCUCCACAAUGAGAUCACCAAUGGUUCGAACAACCGCGGAAAGCGCUGCCGUGAGGCUCAGGCCUCCACCGCAUUCCUCUGGUUCGCCUGGGUCGGCUAUACCGUCUCCUUGGUCUUCUCGAUCAUGGGCUCGCGCUCCGCUGGUGUCAACCUCCGUGGACGCACUGGCCCCGCCCGCGGUGCUCGCCCCAGCAUGGCGCAGGUCUAA